GAACAUAAUUGUUUGGUAUAAAACCUAGCACACAAAUUCUAUAUCAUCACUGUUGAUUCACCAUCAAUCAUGUUUCGUAUUUCAAGCUUCUGUCUCCUGAUUGUCCUUCAGGUAGUGACCUCAGAGCCGCCUCCUCCUCAUUGUAGAGUCAUUCCCCGAGUGGAAAAUCCUACAAAAUGCUGUAAUUUCCCAAAAAUAUUUAAGGAAGAGGACUUCAAAGAUUGUGAUAUAGAAUUACCAAACGAAAACAGUUCUAGACCGGGCCCUCCAGAUUGCUCCAAGCAGAUAUGUUUAUUGAAAAAAUACAAUCUCAUGAAAGAUGACACCGAGGUAGAUAAGGAUGCAGUGACCGAAUUUCUGGAUAAGUUCGUUGAAUCUUAUCCCGAAUUCAAGGCUGGUGUCGAAAAGGCCAAGGAAUUUUGUAUUAAAAAUGAUUUGCCCGAACCAAAACUGUGUCAACCUACAAAGAUUGUAUUUUGCAUUAGGAAUGUAAUAUUUAUGGAAUGUCCGAAAUGGGAAGACGUUGAUGACUGUAAGAAAAUAAAAGAUUACGUUGAAGAGUGUAAAAAAUAUUUCGAAAAAACUAAUUAACAUAUUGUCAACGUUAUGUAAAAUACUAAUAUUUGUUGUUUGAUUUUUUGUAAAUAAUAAUUAUAUUAUUAAUGCGCAUAUUACUCAUAUUACUAUCAAUUAUAUUUACUCAAUUCACUUAUUUUAAAACAUAUUUACGUUUUAAAUAAUAAAUAAAAUUAAUAAAA
This is a messenger RNA of Vanessa tameamea, 758 nucleotides long. RefSeq lists its product as uncharacterized. The record is from RefSeq and is a predicted model, not a curated record. The transcript is spliced from 5 exons. Bases 70 to 591 code for a protein of 173 amino acids. Lineage: Eukaryota; Metazoa; Arthropoda; Insecta; Lepidoptera; Nymphalidae. Gene Ontology annotation, molecular function: odorant binding.